Molecule: messenger RNA, 672 nt
Organism: Meloidogyne enterolobii
Lineage: Eukaryota; Metazoa; Nematoda; Chromadorea; Rhabditida; Meloidogynidae
Source: the annotation of a GenBank genome assembly
AUGGAGGAAGAAUUUAUUGACAGUGCUUCGGAUAACCAAGCACCGCUUCUCGAGAUUGGUGACCAACCUUCUAGAGAUUUUCUCGAAUUAUUUGCAAAAUUGGAUCCAACAAUAAAUGGAGAAAUAAUUGAAAAAGCUUGGAAACAAUAUGAUACAAUAAGUCAACAAAUUAUUUUAGAGGGAAGUUCUUCUGUUUGGAUGGCUUGUGCUUUUUUUACUUCUGUUUGGAAAUCUACUCCAAUUGGCCAUCAAGAAUUAAUUUGUCAUUAUUCUUUACUUAAACUUAUUGAAUUAUGCAAAGUUAGUGUUCUCGAUUUUUUUGAUAAAUUAAAUAAAUGGGCUGAUAUGAUUUUGGCUACUCGACGUUUACUUGAUUUUGUUAAUCGUGUUCAAUCAAAUUUGGCUGUUUCCGCUGUUAUUUUCAAAAAGUUUUUGCCAAUUUUUCGUUAUACUUUUGCUCAACAGAAGCCUUCGAGUUUGGAAAAACAUUUAACGAGUGCAGAAUUAUUUGAAUUUAUUUGGCUUUUCUUUAUUACUAUGCGAAAACAAUUACCAGCCAACAAUGAAGACCUGAUGAAUUCUUAUAAUUUAUUACUUUGUGUUGUUGAUUAUAUUUACCAUGCAAUCUCAAUUUCCCGAUUAAAGAAUCAUUUAAAUGCUGAUUUUGGUUAG